Candidula unifasciata is the source of this 1467-nucleotide messenger RNA. NCBI's taxonomy places the organism in Eukaryota, Metazoa, Mollusca, Gastropoda, Stylommatophora, Geomitridae. The record is from the annotation of a GenBank genome assembly.
AUGGAUGUGCCGUCAUUAUUUCUGUCAGUUCAGGGAAUACUGAUUCUCACUAUUUCACUGCUCUUUGGGUUCUAUUUCCUGUUUUGGAUCGUCCGUCGGUCACCCAAGAAUUUACCGCCAGGUCCCCGAGAUUGGGGAACCAAUUGGAUUAUGCUCAAGGCAUCUUGGAAUGGUACUCUUCACAUACUGGCUGGUGAAUGGGCCUUGAAGUAUAAAGAGAUAACACUUGUGAAUAGUUUUGGAAUGCCAGUUGUAUUUUUGAAUACUGCAGAGAUCACAAGAAAGUUACUGGCCUCCGAAAAGUAUAAAUUUCUCGUCGCCGACAGAUUUCCUAAUGCAGCAGCCAGAAUUGUUGAGUUCAACGGAAGAGAUUUAAUAUUUUCUAAGUUUGAUGCCAUUAUGAAAAAGAAGCGACGACUGUUCUACAACGUGAUAGGCCUUUAUGGGAAUGGCGUUGCCAAAAUGUUCACAGACAUCGACUUAUGCGAGGGAAAAGACACUGAUCUCACAUCCAUUUUAACUCGAUCUCUGAAAGUUAUCAUCUACAUAUUGGUAACUGGUGAACUUCCAGUUGAUCCUUCAGCUCCAGAUAUGUUAGAAGAAUAUGACCUGGCCUUCAACAAACUGGCUACGCCAGACGUAGAUUUUGUUUUGGAUAAUCUCCCAUUUCUCACCAAGAUUCCAGGAAAAUUCAAGAGAGCUGUAGACCGUGCGAAGGAAGCCAAGAAAAAGGCGGACGAAUUACUGUACUACAGACAAAAGAGAACCCAUAAGCCAGGUCAGCCACGAGGCAUUGCAGAUCUUCUACUAGACUACGCAAAGAAACCAGGUUACGAGUGGAUGGAUGAGGACGAAGGGCAUAUUAUCUCUUUUCUAGCCAUCCUGAUUCAAGAGGAAAUAGAUGAUGUUAUUGGCAGUAAACGACCCAAACUGGAAUACAAAAGCAGACUGCCCUACACAGAAGCUACAAUCCUGGAAGGCGUACGACUCAUUUCGCCAGUACCUCUUAAUGCUUUCAGAAGACCAUUUGAAGAUAUUGAUUUCGAGGGUAUGGUAAUCCCCAAAAAACUCGCUGGUAAGUUAUCUACGUUUUUUUUUUUUUUUUUUAGCAUUAUCCUGAUUAACAGCUGGCACUUUCUCCACGACGAGAACAAAUGGGAAGAUCCGUGGACAUUUAACCCCAAACGUUUUCUUGACAAUGAAGGGAACCUUUUACCUGCUGACCACCCAAAACGGAAAGAUCUGAUCGCCUUUGGAGUCGGAGCUCGAGCUUGCCCGGGGGAGACAUUUUCACGCUCUCGAAUGUUCCUGUUCAUAACCAGCAUCCUGCAGCGUUAUGACCUUUUGCCUCCAUCCAAUGAAAAACUGACACCGGCAAAUUUUAAUGUCCACGACGAAACUAUCCUAGGAAUUGUGCGCCAGACGCCUCCAUUCAAGUGUCGCCUUGUUCGCCGGAAGAGGCGCUAG